AUGUCACUUCGCCGCUCGGCGCGGGCUCCUACCACUCAGCCAGCUCCCAAUGCCCGACGAAACACUAACUCAUCCACAUCAUCUGUUUCUUCUGGUCAACCUGAUCGCAAACCACGCUCCCAGCCUAAAUCUGGUUCUCCACUAAGCUCCGCAGCGGCUAGAUCGCCGUCACCGGAAACACCACGUGCACUCGAGGACGCGCUCCCGCGACGGACAAGAAGCACACAGGAUGACACUAGAGGAGAAGGAGCCGUUAAGGUGAAACGUAACGGGGAAGACAAUGAAGAGGAAGAGGAGGAGGAGGAGGAGGAUGAGGAAGAAGAGACUCGAUGCAUAUGCGGCCACCAAGAAUAUCCUGGUUUGCCUGUUAUUGAUGCUGAAAAUUCAAGAAGGAGGUCACAAGUUGACUCUGAUCCAACUUCGGAGGACACCACGGGAUGGUUCAUCCAAUGCGACGAAUGUCAGGUGUGGCAACACGGAGGCUGUGUUGGAAUCCUCGAUGAAACGCAGAGCCCUGAGAAAUACUUCUGUGAGCGGUGUCACAGAGACUUACACGAGAUUGGCCAAGAUCUUAAUGGACGGAAUUACUCUCGCUAUCUUCCUGCAAACGGGUCUAACUCCAACUCCGCGUCACCAGAAUUGAGGUCCAAAGACCACCCGAAACGGACGAGAGAGACCAAGCCAACUCGGACAGAAUUAGAAAAUUUAGCUAAAGGACGCCGUGCAACUAUGAACAGCCGCGAUUCUGCGUACGAUGAAGCCGAACAUUUACGGAGAGCCAUUGAGGAAAGCAAGAAAGAUAGUUUAGCAAAGACCAACGGUACGCGUAAGGGAAAGCGGGGCCGAAGCGAAAGUGAAGGCCUUGAAGACAGCACGAAGCGAAGACGAACGGCCUCCGGCUCAACCUCUAGCCAAAGCAAACAGCGCCUUCCAGGAGAUAUCUCGGACGAUGAAGCUGAAAAAUUGGAGGCACUCAAAAGCAUACGGGGCGCAACAGCUCGCAAUCACCGCUCCAAAGAGGUCCGCGGAAAAGAAGCGGGACGCGAGAGGGAACGGACAGAGGGAAGUAAGGAGAAGCACUCUAACCAGAAGCGGAAGAUUGACGACUACUUCCUCAAAAGUCCCAGCGCAAAAUGGCAGGGUAUCUCACGCAGCGGUAGCGUCCAAAUCACACAAAAAAGGUGGCCGCCCCCAGCUCGAAAGAGCCGACUUGGCCGCAACCAAUACAGUAAAGAUCGAGAACCACCUAAACAAACCACUCAUUCUCCUCCCAGCAACAACUCACAGGACAGGGACAUCUCCAACGGAAGCAAUGGUGCGCAUGGCAAUGGCGCAGCCGAAAGCAAUGGCCUCGGGAAGCCUUCUCGACCAAGGCAUAUGAAUCCUAAUCGCACAACUAUGAACGACAUGAAGCGACGCGUCGCUGGAAUACUGGAGUAUAUCAGCCAUAUCCAGGUGCAAAUGGCGAGCCUAGAUGCCGCGAGGCCCAAGCUCAACCUUCCAAACAAUCACCCGCCAGGUACUUCCGGACAACGUCGGGCUGGUGCUCGGGGAAAAGGUGAAGCCGUGGUCGGAGCUAACGAGCUUAAAGAUAUUGUAGAGUCACUCGACCAAGGCGACAUCAUGGACGGCGAUGCCUACGAGAAGCUAAAUGCACUUGGAAUGAUGGAAGUCUUGACGAAGCAACUGAUGAAGUGGCAGCAACAGUUUGGGAAGUACGGAGAGAAAUAG
Bacidia gigantensis is the source of this 1731-nucleotide messenger RNA. RefSeq lists its product as uncharacterized. NCBI's taxonomy places the organism in Eukaryota, Fungi, Ascomycota, Lecanoromycetes, Lecanorales, Ramalinaceae. The transcript is spliced from 4 exons. The record is from RefSeq and is a predicted model, not a curated record. Gene Ontology annotation, biological process: negative regulation of silent mating-type cassette heterochromatin formation; negative regulation of rDNA heterochromatin formation. Gene Ontology annotation, cellular component: Rpd3L complex; Rpd3L-Expanded complex. The coding region runs from base 1 to 1731 and encodes 576 amino acids.